AACACCCACUCCUCGAGUAACCGGACCAAGGUGGCCAAGUUCAUGUGCCAUGACACCUCCACGGCCGACAAGUUCUACGCAAUGAACUUGUCGGCAAAGCAGGACGUGGAGCACCGCCGGUUAUUUGAGGAGGCGCUGUGUGGCGAGAAGGUCUCCCUGGCGAAGCCGUCCGAGGAGGGGACGGGCCGUAAGAGGGUGGCCAAGACCAAACACGUCGGCGGGAAACGCCGACGGGAGGAGUCGCCGCCCACCUCCCCGUCUUCCAGCAACUUGGAGGUGGGGGAGACGGUGACCUUCCAGGAGUCCAGGGUGUCGGCGAUCGACUCUCCCUCGAGCUUAGAGGAGUACCCCCGGACCCAGGGUUUGGCCAGCUCGCCCUCGCCUUCCCCCUCGGACGCUUCGUGGGAAAGCCGCCGUGAGUCUUCCCCGGAAGUCCGAGCUUCGGAGCAGGACGACCCCGAGCAGGAGCAGGACGACCCCGAGCAGCAGCCCGCCUCUCCCCGUUCUACGGCCCAGCAGCCCGCCUCUCCCCAACCGACGGCCCAGGAGCCCGCCACUCCCGAGCCGGCAGCCCAGGAGCCCAGGCGAGUUGCCACCAGGCGGAGGCCGGUGGUUCUCUUGUCGCCAUUGAAGAGCCCCAAAAUAAGGAAGCUCUGCUGGCUCUCUGGCCUCGCUCGUGCCACUCGGGCACGGGCGAACUUAAGAAGGGCCACCGAAGCCGCCAGCAAAAAAAGAAAGGAGCAUUGUAAAUAG
Messenger RNA from Paramisgurnus dabryanus, 753 nucleotides. Lineage: Eukaryota; Metazoa; Chordata; Actinopteri; Cypriniformes; Cobitidae. The record is from RefSeq and is a predicted model, not a curated record.